Lolium rigidum is the source of this 703-nucleotide messenger RNA. RefSeq lists its product as uncharacterized. Bases 112 to 465 code for a protein of 117 amino acids. NCBI's taxonomy places the organism in Eukaryota, Viridiplantae, Streptophyta, Magnoliopsida, Poales, Poaceae. The record is from RefSeq and is a predicted model, not a curated record. The transcript has 4 exons.
GAUGACAAGUGGACGUGUCUGCGACUCGUGCGCCCAGACUUGAGAGUUUGUGGACUGGGGCGCUGCAACCCGGCACCGGCAGUGGGAGCGGCACGGCGAAAGCUUUUGGCGAUGCAGGCGCGCGCGCUUCCCCCGUGCCUGCCGGGCGCCGGGCUCUCAGCCGGCACCGUCGGCAAGAGGGCUCCCGCGGUCCGCGUCCGAGCCGUCGAUGGGCCUUCCGCGGCAGCCGCCGUCGCGGACCUCCCGCCGGCGGAGGUCACCUGGCAGAUCGUCGUCGGCGCCGUAGCUGGAGUGACGCCCUUCGUCGUUGCAGGCGUCGAGUUCGGCAAAAGAAUUAUUGAGCAAAAGAAAUGCGAGGUCUGCGGAGGGUCUGGCCUUGUGAUGAAGAACGAUCUGUAUGUCCGAUGCCAAGGGUGUGGUGGUUUUCUGCCAUGGCAAUCGUGGAGGAGAUUCUUCAAAGGCUGAGAAUCAUCUGGUGGCUCCUCGAUCUUAUGGGCAAUGGUGGAAUUUCUAGUAGUAUAAGGGGAGACCUUCAGACGGUAGAGUUGCUUAUACAUAGUUUGGACUAGAAAUAGCCAAAUACCAAUAACGGAAGUGUAUCCUGUUGAGUAAAAUUGGGCGUCCUGCAAUGGCUCCCGCUCCAAACAAAUAUAGUGCUAUUCUGGCCACUGGCAUUGAGCUUAUCCACUGUGCAAUGUGACGA